Messenger RNA from Paramecium octaurelia, 2087 nucleotides. NCBI's taxonomy places the organism in Eukaryota, Ciliophora, Oligohymenophorea, Peniculida, Parameciidae. The record is from the annotation of a GenBank genome assembly.
AUGAAAAACCAAACUAUUUUGUUGUUGGCUUUAGCCUACUGCUCUAUUAGUGUCUUAGGUGAGCCAAUUUUAGUCUCUUAGUCCUUUUCGGGGAAUGAUUUUAAAGAUGCUGACGGUAAUUUUCUUAUGUAAUUUGAUAGGUUGGGUUGUAGCUGGUGGACUACCUCAUAUAACAACAUGUAGUGGUACCAAUAUGUUUGGAGGUUUCGGUAAGUUUGGUGGGAAAGCUGUUGCAAGCAAAUUAUUUGAAUUGCCUCCUCAUUCUUCUAUCAAUUUGAAAGUUCAAUUCUGGAAGUAACAUUCUUAGAUUCUAAUAUAGAAUUGACUCAUGGGAUAAUGAAGAUGCAUUCAUUUUUAUAGAUGAUUAACUAGUCUGGUCAAGAAAAUUUAAAUUUAAUGAAGGUGAUGGAUAGAAGUGUGGAUAAGGUGGAGAUUGGAAAGAAAUGAUACUUGAUCUUAAUCUAAAUGUAAAACACACUGGUCCAACCGCUGUGGUUAUAUUUACAUCAAAUUUGAACGAGGCUGCAGAUAAUGUAACUUUUUGUAAGCUUAAGAAAUAGGAAUCUUGGGCUAUCAGAGAUUUUGUUUUGUCAAUAGAAAGAUGUCCAGAGGGUUGCUCUGCUUGCUAAGCGAAUGAUAAGCCUGAAAAUUGUGAAUUCUGGUAAUCAUUUUCGUCGAGUUGGGGAUCAUUGGAUUCUAACACAUUAGGAGCCGAUGGAUGGGAAGUUGCAGGUGGAUAAAAAACAGCCACCAAUUGUGGAAGUAUAAAUUUUAUAAUAAUUUAAAAAAGGUGUCGCUUUAUUUGGUGGUUUUGAUAAGACAGGAGCUAAGGCCGUUGUUAGUAAAAUUCUAAAAGUUAAUCCUCAUUACAAACUAAAAAUUAAAGUACUUUGGGCUAAGAUUGAUUCUUGGGACAAUUAGGCAGCUUAGAUAAAAGUCGAUGGAAAAUUGGUUUGGGAGAGAAGAUUCUAAUGGCAUGAAGGUUAUUUUGGUAAGAUAUGCGGUUGUCCUGUCUUUGAAUGGAAAUCAAUGUUCUUCAGAACUGAGGUUGACAUUGAUCACACUGGUGAUUAAGCAAAAAUUGAGUUCACUACAACUUUAAACGAGGCUCCAAAUAACGAAUCCUUUGGCUUAAGAGAUUUAUAUAUCUUCUAUGCUGGCUGCUCUUAAAAUUGUGCCGAAUGUACAGGACCUAAAGAUUCUGAUUGCAAGAGUAAUACCAUUUUAUAUAAAUUUAGAAUGUGAAAAUAAUUGGUCAUUGGUUGAAGGAAAAUGCCAAGCAUUGCCAAAUUUCAUCCUUUUAGAAUAGUCCUUUUUGGAAGAUAACUUUACAGGAAUCAAUGGGUGGGUUCUUAGUAAAAAUAAAGGAGGAAAAUAAAUUAAUUAAUGUAGUGGUAAGUCUAUGGUUGGAGGCUUUGAUAUUAUGGGUGUUGGUGCUAGUGCUACAAAGACAUUUGAUAUUCCCCCACACAAAAGACUUAGACUCUAAUCUACCAUCUACAAAAUCGAUUCUUGGGAUGGAGAAUUUAUGAUAAUUAAAGUUGAUGGUACUGAAGUAUGGAAAACUUCAUGGAAUCUCUAAACUGGAGGUGCUAAUUUCUGUGGACAAGGAGUUUGGUUUGAUGGUAUUACUGGAGUAGAUUAAAUCUUCAAUCACUAAGCUGCAAAGGCAGAAGUGAUAUUUACAUCCACCUUAAAUUAAGAUGCUGCUGAUGGUAAUAAAAAUAUAGUAUAUUGUAGAAUCUUGGGGUUUCAGAGAUUUCAAACUAUGGUAUGAACCAAAGGAGGCCUGCGCAAUUUUCUAUAGCGAAUGUGAUUACAAAGGAGCAUCAUUUGAAUUCUGUUCAAAGUCACCUGAUUUCUCAAAGGAUAGCAUCCCUCCAUAGAUUAGAUCAAUUAGAAUUCCACCUUAAGGAAGAGUAACAUUAUUUGAAAGUACCGAUUAUAAUGGAAAGAAGGUAACUUACACCUCUGAUCAAGCUUGCAUUUCAAACUUUGAUGUAUUCACUUUAAUUUCAUUACUUUAGUUUUCAUUGGUUUAGAAGAGUGCUCAUGUUGAAGGAGGCUGGACCGAAGUUGAAUAAUGA